CUCCAUCUUGAGAAACGCUUGUCUUCACAGGUGUGAAAUUCAGAUUUGCGUUGGCGACUGUAAAAAAUCACCCAAAAGGGUGAAUCAUGGAAGAGACCCAAGCUGAGUCUACUGGCAAGUCAAGAAACACAAUUGAGAAUGUCAGUCUAUGGAUAGAGCAGUUCUUCAACUACAAAUGCUACAUCACCCUCCUGACUGGCUGCUACAGUUGCCAGUGGCAAUAUGGAGAGUGGGAAAAGCCAGAACUUGGAUCCUGUUGCUGCUCCCGGGUACAGAGAUGGAAAGAAGCUAGACUACACUUACUUAGGUAAAGAGCAAUUUUUCUUUUUGUGCCUGGUAACUGCAUUCAUCUUGUCUGUGCUUUUUCUGUUCGUCUGGGUAGAAACCUCCAAUGAAUACAACAGCUUUGACUGGGUUGUUUUUCUAGGGACAGGAUGCUGGUUCUUUUGGUCCAUUUUGGUGCUGUGUGCAGGUGGGAUCCUGACUGUCUACACUUCCUUGCUUUUGUUGUUUGGGUUUCUGUUGCUCUGGGAAAGGAUUGAACUAACCCUGCAUACGUCGCACAAGGUCUUCAUUUUUCUAGUCAUCAUCCUGUGCUCCUUCUUACUUGGUGUUUUAAACCAAUUCUGGAAGGACAAGUGGCUGAUAGCUGGGCUGUCACUGCAGAUCUUUGCUCCCUUCGUGCACCUGAGCCUCAUAACUGUGAUGGUUAUAAUUUCCUGGCCUCUAGCCAUCUGCAUGGCCCACUUGGAAACAGAAGUUAAAAGAAGAUACAUGAUGGACAAUUAUGAGCACGAAAUACUGGAGAAAUGUAAUGUAUUCCAAAGGUUAAGAGCUUUACAAGUAACUGCUGGACUGUCCUUCCUGAUCAUUCUUUUAUGUCUUUAUUUGAUGCCGCUGGGGAUUUAUUCCCCCUGUGUUCUGAAGAAGGAGAAUUUAGGGCCUAAGCCUGCCCUCUUUGGACAUAGAGGCGCACCUAUGUUGGCGCCAGAGAAUACCAUGAUGUCCUUUGAGAAGGCUGUUGAAUUUGGUGUUUCUGGUCUGGAGACAGAUAUAUACGUAAGCGUUGAUCAUGUGCCUUUCCUCAUGCAUGACUAUGACCUGACUAGGACAACCAAUAUCAUAGAGGUCCUACCAUCAGCUGCUAGUAACCACUCUUCCAACUUCAAUUGGACGUUCCUAUCAUCUCUGAAUGCCGGCCAAUGGUUCUUAAAGCAUAAGCCAUUUUUUGGCAUGAAACCUUUAUCAGAGGCUGAUCAAAAAAGAGCAGGCAACCAAUCAAUUCCACAGCUGAGUGAGUUUUUGGAACUUGCAAAAAGGGAAGAGAAGAUUGUGCUAUUUGACCUUUUUGGCCCUCCACCAGGACAUCCUCUGAGAAACACUUUUGUCCGAAGAGUAGUAAGGGUCAUCCUCGACUCUAAAAUUGAGCAGCGUCUGAUAUUUUGGCUGCCGGGUUUUGAUAGAGAAUAUGUCAAGUACAUGGCUCCCGGUUUUCAGCAUGUGGGCCGUUUAUGGUCCAUUGAGGAGCUCACACAAAAGAAUAUUAGUAUAAUAAAUGUCGACUAUAAGAGACUGUUCUACUCUGGGUUGAGAGAUUAUAAAAAGGCUAAAAUCUACAUCCAUGUGUAUGUCAUCAAUGAGCCUUGGCUCUUCUCGCUGGCCUGGUGUUCUAAUGUCAACUCUGUGACCACAGACAACAUUGAGCUCCUGAGUCAGCUUAGCCACCCUCUCUUCUUCAUGACACCAGGCUACUACUUGCUCAUGUGGCUUUUCCUGGAUGUUGCUUCUGCGAUUAUCAUCGGCGUUAUAUUUUGUUAUCACUGGGUAAAAGAGCUGAGAAGAGAAAGGUGGCUUGAAACUACUGCAUCUGCAGAUUUUGAGAGACUAAACCUCCCCACAGAAAACUCUGAGAUUCAAAGAACUCCACACUUACCUAGCAAGCCUCCUGCCCAAAUAGGGAGAAGUCCAUGGACUCCAGAAGUCCACUAUGAAAGCUCAACCAGGAGAGGAAAGAACCGCACACACACUUCUCAAUUUGUCAAAGCCCCCAAGAAGAAACCAGUACCAUUCAAGAACAAGGUUAAACCACUAACUCAGGGCUUUCAACAUACCCAAGAAUCCACCACCAGCCAAGCUUCCUUACAAACCCCACAGCCCACCUUGAAGGAGGAUGAAUCACCAGGACCCGUCAUAGAGGACUCUUCUAAAAAAAAUCACCUAACGGACAUAACAGAAAAUAUAGAUAUCUCUCACCGGAAGCCAGAGGUGGCACCUGAUUCUGUCAAUUUAACUGCUAAAAAUAAGAAAGAAUUUCAGGGAAAAAAGCCUACGACACAAAAAUCAUAGGAAAACUCUGGCCAGAUUCCAGCCUUUCGAGAUAUUCAAACUCUCUCCGUUUCACAGCAGUCCUGAAAGAGGAGGCUCUCUCUCAAACCACCAGAUUUCUUCCAGUGAGAGCAUUGUUUCAUUAGGACUUGCCAAGAAGAAUAGCCAACCUGUAUCUCCCCAAGGGAGAUAUUAGUGCCACCACCAGUAACCCCUAAGAGAAUACUAUACCUCGAGGCUCCCCCAAAGAUGACAAUGCUCUGUCAGAGCUUCCAAAAGGAACCUCGAACCACCAAAGUGUCCUAAGGGGGGUGUGAGAUCGCUAAUGCUCCCCUCAACAGUACUGUGUCUCCUAAGGGGUUUUAUCGAACCACCAGUGUGCCUAUAGAGAACAUCAAACCUCCAAGUUCCCAUUUAAGGGAUCACUAGGUACACACCUCACUGAACACCACCAUGACCCCUGUAUAACUAAAUCCCUUCCCAGAAAUCUGUUUACACAGCAUGUUCCUCCUCAAUUAUGCCUUCCUUCUCCCACUAGAGAAAAUUUAACCUCAUUUGCCCUCUUCUCCUCCUCUCUGAACCUAAGUAUGGUGAUGGUGGGGUGUGGUCAAGGCUCCCGUAGAGGCCUUCAAGGCUUUCAGGAGCAGCACUGUGGCCCAGCUCCUCUAUGGGAUGCACUUGAGAAGACAGGCCAGGGGAAAUGGUGGUGCACAGUCGUGGACCUGGAACUGGCUGCUCUCUGGGUUUGCAGGGCUGUCUCAUUGUAUGCUUCUGUUGUUCUUCCUGCUGGAGGAGUGUCUAGUCACGUCAGCUUAUAAUAAAGGCAGCCUCUCAGGAAGCCAGUGUGCGGUUUGCCCCUCUGUGGUCACCUAGGCUGAUGAAGACUGUGGGAUGGCACAGUAGUGACAUUUUCCUAAGUCAGGGAUAGAGAGGUGGCCUAGGCUUGAGCCAGGACAAAGCUCUCAUCCCACCCUCGUUUUCUGAUCUGUGUGCAGGUGGUUGCUUGCUCCCCAGUGCCCAAGAUUCACAAUCCAUGAUCCCAUUUCACUCAAUAAAUAGCCUUUGGUCUUACCAGGAAAA
This is a messenger RNA of Rattus norvegicus (Norway rat), 3405 nucleotides long. The record is from RefSeq and is a predicted model, not a curated record. Lineage: Eukaryota; Metazoa; Chordata; Mammalia; Rodentia; Muridae.